This is a messenger RNA of Hevea brasiliensis (rubber tree), 1579 nucleotides long. Its product is annotated as putative HVA22-like protein g. The transcript is spliced from 7 exons. The coding region runs from base 391 to 1284 and encodes 297 amino acids. The record is from RefSeq and is a predicted model, not a curated record. NCBI's taxonomy places the organism in Eukaryota, Viridiplantae, Streptophyta, Magnoliopsida, Malpighiales, Euphorbiaceae.
UGGUACACAAAAGCAGCUCUCCUUUCUCUCUCUAAAUUACGGAACUCAAAACAAGGUUUAGCACAAAUCCGAAGCGAAAGAGCGACAGAAAAGAGAAAUUUAAAAAAGGACACGAAAGACUGCUGCUAUCACUUCACUCUCCCUUUGUUUAGGCUCAGUCUCUCUCUAGCCGCAGACAACUUAACGGUUCGCCGAGCCAUAUCGGCGACGCCGAUUUAACCGUACGCCGGAGAUCUUCGCGAAUCGUUGGCUGUUUCUGGAUCUCUGGACCUUUUCUCCCCCUGUUCAGUGCCCUGGAUUAACUCUCAUUUGUUAAUACUGUUUUUGUUUUCCUGUUUUCUCCAUAUCAACUCGGGACAGUGACAAUAAUAUCAUCAAGAGGUAUACAAAAUGAUUGGAUCAUUUCUCACAAGAGGACUUGUGAUGGUUUUUGGCUAUGCUUAUCCUGCUUAUGAGUGCUAUAAGACUGUUGAAAAGAAUAAGCCUGAAAUUGAGCAUCUUCGGUUUUGGUGCCAGUACUGGAUUUUGGUGGCUGUGUUGACAGUUUGUGAGAGAAUUGGAGAUGCUUUUAUUUCAUGGGUUCCAAUGUAUAGUGAAGCUAAGCUGGCAUUUUUCAUAUACUUGUGGUACCCUAAGACUAAGGGAACUACCUAUGUGUAUGAUUCCUUCUUCAGACCAUAUGUUGCAAAGCAUGAGGAUGAAAUUGAUCGCAACUUGUUGGAACUAAGAACUAGAGCUGGAGAUAUGGCGUUUUUAUACUGGCAAAGGGCUGCAAGCUAUGGUCAGACGAGAGUUUUUGAGAUUUUACAGUAUAUUGCUGCACAGUCAACUCCUAGGCCUCGCCCUGCUCAGCCACAACAGCAAGGUGCUAGGCCUCACCAACCUGCUACUGCUCCAAAUCGUCAACCUUCUACUACUUCCAACCGGCAACCAGCUGCAGCACAACCAGAGACUGAAGAACCCCCAUCCCCCACUUCUAGCGCAUCUUCGAGUCAACACCAAAUGGAGGUGGCAGAAGAGGUGGGUCCUUCAGAAGUGCAAAAAGCAACUCCUGCAAUAGUCUCAAAUGCGCAGAAAGCUCCUUCCUCUUCCAAUGCUCAAAAAGCAAAUGCUACUACAUCUGAAACUUCCAGCCAGACCAAGGCAGAAGCAAUGCAAGUUGAAGCAGCGCCUUCAUCAACAAAUGAAAAUGCAAACCCUCCCACAAAAGAGAGUAGUAUGGAAGAAGCCUUUAGGGUUACACGUGCCAGAUUGAGGAAAAGCCGUUCUGGACCAAAAACUUAAAGACUCGUUUCAGACCUUUCCCAAUUUUAGAUUACAGAACUAGCAGUGAGUCAGUAGGUGGGUGGUGAAUGGUUCUUGGAUCAUUGUUGUUGUCGUUUAUGUAAAUUUGUCGCCUUCCAUUUUCUCAUUCCAUUUGUUGCUUUAUUUUUUGAAAAUGAAUUGGCAGAUGAAGGGUGUGGGUUUGAUAGGAGACAAUUGAUGCUACUUUAGAAAUGAUAAAAGUGAAGAUACAGUUCUAAGUUGUUGAAAAGGAUCAAUUGAAAAACAUAAAGAUGGAACGGUGCUUUCGGGGCCA